Sciurus carolinensis (gray squirrel) is the source of this 1209-nucleotide messenger RNA. Its product is annotated as xyloside xylosyltransferase 1-like. Gene Ontology annotation, molecular function: UDP-xylosyltransferase activity. NCBI's taxonomy places the organism in Eukaryota, Metazoa, Chordata, Mammalia, Rodentia, Sciuridae. The record is from RefSeq and is a predicted model, not a curated record.
AUGCUGAAAGUCAAAGCCAGAAAGGCGCUGACCCCUCUCACUACUGCGUUGCUGCUGGCUGCGGAGCUUGCAGUCUGUGCCUUCUAUUACCUAGGCUCGGCGGAGACCUUCUCCAGCGCCACCAAGAGGUUGAAGGAGGCCCGCGCUGGGGUCCCCUCCGAGCCUUCGCUGCUCACGCCGGAGGUGGCACGGGGCUCCGUGGCACUGGGCGGCGCCAAGGUCAAGAGCCUGGAGGGCGGCGGGGUGGACUACCACCUGCUGAUGAUGUUCACCAAAGCCGAGCACAAUGCCUCACUUCAGGCCAAGGCCCAAGUCACGUUGCGCUCGCUGCUGCUUCUUGCCAUGUUCGAGGUGCACGAGGUGCUUAACCUGCACUUCGUGAGCGCGGAGGCCAACCGCAAGGUGGCCAAGGCCCUGCUGCAGGAGCUGCUGGUCCGGCAGGGGCCGCCCCCAACACACUACCCAUCGCUGGAGAGAGUCCAGCCUAACUGUAUGCCCAUGCGUAGGACAAUAACUGUGUGGGAGGUCAUCUUCCACAAUGUUGCCGAUGUUGCCGCACUGACGGACAAGCUCUUCCCCGUGGUAGAGGCCAUGCAGAAACACUUCAGCGCUGAUUCAGGGACCUACUACAGUGACUCCAUCUUCUUCCUCUCAGUUGCCAUGCAUCAGAUCAUGCCCAAAGAGAUCCUCCGGAUCAUUCAACUAGACCUCGAUCUGAAGUACAAGACUAAUAUCCGGGAGUUAUUCGAAGAGUUUGACAAUUUCCUCCCAGGUGCUGUCAUUGGCAUAGCCAAAGAGAUGCAGCCAGUGUACAGGCACACAUUCUGGCAGUUCCGCCACGAGAACCCCACGACCAGGGUGGGGGGCCCUCCCCGCAAUGGGCUCCCUGGCUUCAACAGCGGGGUGAUGCUGCUGAACCUGGAGGCCAUGCGCCAGUCCACACUCCACAGUUGCCUGCUGGAGCCCACCCACGUGCAGCAGCUGGCCAGCAAGUACCACUUCGGCGGCCACCUCGGGGACCAGGACUUCACCAUGAUCCGCAUGGAGCACCCCGAGCUCUUCCACGUUCUGGGCUGCACCUGGAACCGGCAUCUGUGCACCUGGUGGAGGGACCACAGCUACAGCAACGUCUUUGAGGCCUACUUCCGCUGUGUGGGCUACGUCAAGAUCUACCAUGGGAACUGCAACACCCCCAUCCCCGAUGCCUAG